CAAUUUGAGGUUCUCACAGUCUUCGUGCUCUCUGUCUCUAUAUUCUCAUCUUUCCUUCUCUUUCCCUUUCACUCCAUUUUCUUUCAAAUCUCAGAUCUCUUUGUAAACUUUCUCCUUAACAACAACAAAAAAAGAUGUUCUCCAUCGCUGGAUCUUCGCUUUCCAUGCCUUCUCUCGCCGCUAGCCAGGUGUCUAUUACCAGGAUCUCAGGUUUGAAAUUAGCUUCGGCGCCUUUAGGCAGGGCCAUUUUUCCCUUGAGAAGGAACUACAGGCAGGGAAGUCUUCAGGUUUGCUGUGCGGCUAAACCAGAGACCGUGAACAAGGUGGUUGAAAUUGUGAGGAAACAGCUUGCUUUAGCUGAAGAUUCUAAUGUCAAUGGAGAAUCCAAGUUUUCUGAGCUCGGUGCUGAUUCUCUUGAUACGGUUGAGAUAGUGAUGGGACUGGAAGAGGAAUUUAAGAUCAGCGUUGAAGAAGAGAGCGCUCAAAGCAUCACCACCGUCCAAGAGGCUGCCGAUCUGAUCGAGGACCUCAUUUCUAAGGAUUCCUCUGCCUAAUUCCUAAUUCUAAUUCCAAUUCCAAUUCCCCUUCUUAUUCAUAGAUUUCUAUUUUUAGAUUUUGGAUUUUGCUAGCUGCUUCUAUUCCACCAUCUUCAUCUUUUUCUUUUCCAUUUAAAAACUUUCUUUAUAUAUUCUAUAAACGUUUUCUGCGUGCCCUCAUUCACCCUCUUUAAACUUUAAAAAAAAAAAAACACACACACACACACACAAAACCCUACGUCAGAAUUUUGUUUUCACUUUUCUUUAUCGUUAUUUAUUUUCCUUCAUUAUUAUUAUUAAACAAGUUUCUAGAAUGUUCCACUUCUUUCUCACUUUUCAUUGCUUCUUUAA
Benincasa hispida (wax gourd) is the source of this 887-nucleotide messenger RNA. Its product is annotated as acyl carrier protein 1, chloroplastic-like. The record is from RefSeq and is a predicted model, not a curated record. Lineage: Eukaryota; Viridiplantae; Streptophyta; Magnoliopsida; Cucurbitales; Cucurbitaceae. Gene Ontology annotation, biological process: fatty acid biosynthetic process. Gene Ontology annotation, molecular function: acyl carrier activity.